AUGGAAGAUCCUGUUAAACAAGACUUGAAUGCAUUGAUCAAAAAAUAUGACGAGUUCAUUGCUCAUACGUUAAAGCCUUCUUUAAAGCAAGAACUAGACGAGCGAGACUUAAUUUUUAACAGCAUUUCGGAAUAUCAAAAGUUAAACCUGCAAAUUGAAACAAUUGAAGAAAACGACUUGAAAGAAUUGAAAACCAUGGUAGAUCUGGGCUCUCAAUUCUAUGUUCAAGCACACAUACCCGAUACCAGAUACAUCUAUGUGAAUGUAGGAUUUGGUUUUCACGUACAGUUUACAUUGGAUGAAGCAAAGGAAUACAUUGUUAAAAAGGAGGCACACUUACAAAGAUUGGCUGAUAAGCAUACGGUGGAGGCUGACAAAAUUAGAGCACAUAUUAAGAUGGUAGCGAUCAAUUACUCGAUGGAAGUUGUACUUGAUUACGGUAACAAAGCGUACAAGAAGGUAGAGCCAGCAGUACAAGUCGUUUCACCUUAUCUCGAUUCGUUUUCGAAUGAGAUGCAACCCAUCCUUAAUCGACCUGUCGACUGGAUCCUCUUUCUCUACUUUCUGACACACAUUCCUAUUACAAUCUUUUUCGAUCUUCAAUGUCUUUACCCUAAAUCAAUUAUCCCCACAUUCCUUGCACAGCUGAACGGCACUUAUAUGGCACUUACCAACGACCCCUUUAUGGAUACGAACAGACCUACCAUGUAUUGGUUCAAGAGCUUUGCCUUAUGUGAAGCUUUUUUGCAACUUCCCUUCUUCUUCUUUGCUACCUAUGGUGUAUUUAAAGAUAAAUCGUGGGUUCGUUUGCCUCUUGUCAAAAACGGGACUAAACGUUUUAUGCUAGUCUAUGGUGCUCAUGUAAUGACAACCGUAUUACCUUGUCUUGCAGAGAUAAUUUUCAAUCAGGAACUCUACGGCAUUGAUGAUUUCCAGCGUAAGGUCAUCUUAUUUCUUUACACACCUUACUUCCUUAUUCCUCUGAUUGGUCUUGCGGAUGCCUCUAUUCGUAUUACCAAAAGACUUGCAUUCAUUGAUGCUCACUUAGCCAUCAAGAAAGACACCUGA
Messenger RNA from Mucor mucedo, 1068 nucleotides. RefSeq lists its product as uncharacterized. Gene Ontology annotation, biological process: negative regulation of transcription by RNA polymerase II. Gene Ontology annotation, molecular function: transcription corepressor activity. Bases 1 to 1068 code for a protein of 355 amino acids. The transcript has 7 exons. Gene Ontology annotation, cellular component: endoplasmic reticulum. The record is from RefSeq and is a predicted model, not a curated record. NCBI's taxonomy places the organism in Eukaryota, Fungi, Mucoromycota, Mucoromycetes, Mucorales, Mucoraceae.